Molecule: messenger RNA, 1230 nt
Organism: Closterium sp. Naga37s-1
Lineage: Eukaryota; Viridiplantae; Streptophyta; Zygnematophyceae; Desmidiales; Closteriaceae
Source: the annotation of a GenBank genome assembly
AUGCUUCGGGACUUUGCUUCCGAGGCAGGCUUCGCGGUGAAGGUGGACGACACCACUUUGAUUCUGCACCUGGAGGCAGCUAGAGCGCGACUGCAGGGACUCUCGGGGACGGGGGACGGGGUACCGGGACAGUCAGGGGCACCGUGGGGACAGCAGCAGCAGCAGGGUGGGCUCGGUCGAGGGGCUGGUGUGCAGGAGGGCCAAGAGGGGCAGGAUGGGCUGGCUAGUGGGGGAGAGGAGGGGGGACAGCAGCAGCAGCGGCAGCAGCAGCAGCGGCAGCCGCAGAAGCAGCAGCUAGGCCAGCAGGGGCAGGAGGGGCAGACCCAUAGGGGUGAGGAGAGGGGACAGCAUGGACAGCAGCAGCGGGGCCAGCAGGGGCAGGAGGGGCUGGCUAGUGGGGGAGAGGAGAGGGGACAGCAGCAGCAGCAGCAGCAGCAGCAGCAGCAGCAGCAGCGGCGGCAGCAGCAGCAGCAGGGCCAGCAGGGGCAGCAGCAGCAGGUUUGUAGGGGAGAGGAGAGAGGGCAACAGCAGCAGCACCAGGAAGGGGAGCGGCGUGAGGGUCAGCAGGGGCAGGCUGGCUGGGAGGAGGAGAGGAGACAACAACAGCAGCGACGACAGCAGGAGGGCCAGCAGGGGCAGGAGGGGCAGGCCAGUAGGGGAGAGGAGAGAGGACGGCAAGAGCAGCAGCAAGAGGGUCAGCAGGGGCAGCAGCAGGAGGGUCAACAGGGGCGACAGCAGGAGGGUCAGUGGGGGUGGGCUACUAGGGAAGAGGAGAGGGGACAGCAGCGGCAGCAGCAGCAGCAGCAGCAGCAGCAACAGCAACAGCAUGGCCAGCAAAGGCAGGAGGGGCAGGUUGGUGGGGGAGAGGAGAGAGGACAGCACAGCCAGCAACAGGAGGUUCAGCAGGGGCAGGAGAGGCCGGUGAGUGGGGUAGAGGAGAGGGGACAGCAGGGGCAGCAGUGGGAUGGCCAGCAAGGGCAGGUGGGGUUCCGGUUCCAGGGGGCGACCCAGCCCUUGGGUGCGGGCUGGUUCGGGGAGAGAGGGAGAGAGGAGGUGGCGGGGGACACGACUGCGGGAGCGCAGGGGUUAGGAGGGGAGGGUAUGGAGGGGGGGGAUAGGGCAAGGGUGUCGGGGAGUUUGGGGUUGGGGAGAGGGGAUGGGAGGAGGCAGGUGGCUGGGGGAGAGGAUAGAGGGGCAGAGACGACAAGGGAGGAAGCACAGAGGGACUAG